Aplysia californica (California sea hare) is the source of this 998-nucleotide messenger RNA. RefSeq names its product NADH-quinone oxidoreductase subunit B 2. Gene Ontology annotation, biological process: electron transport coupled proton transport; aerobic respiration; mitochondrial respiratory chain complex I assembly. Lineage: Eukaryota; Metazoa; Mollusca; Gastropoda; Aplysiida; Aplysiidae. Gene Ontology annotation, molecular function: NADH dehydrogenase (ubiquinone) activity; quinone binding; 4 iron, 4 sulfur cluster binding. The record is from RefSeq and is a predicted model, not a curated record.
UUUUACGAUUGUCCGGAGGCUUUGGUAGUCCUCUCAAUGCCCUCCUUGGCCGCCAGUUUGCAGCUGUUGGUGUACCGGCCCGGAAGUCAUGCUUUGUCAAGACUGAGGACACACUUCAGAAAAGUGCAAACACAUCUCUGGUCCCAUACCGGGAACAGAGCACAGGCCAGGAAGUAGCUCCUGCCCCAGAGAAAAAACCUUACUCCCCAUUUCAAGUUCCUGUGAGUAACAAAGUGGACUAUGCCUUGGCAAGGCUGGAUGACCUUCUCAACUGGGGCAGGAAGAAUUCUCUGUGGCCCCUUACCUUCGGUCUUGCUUGCUGUGCUGUGGAAAUGAUGCACUUCGCUGCCCCGCGCUACGACAUGGACAGGUUUGGGGUGGUGUUUCGAGCCUCCCCACGACAAGCAGACGUCAUCAUCGUGGCGGGGACUUUGACCAAUAAAAUGGCACCUGCUCUGAGAAAGGUCUACGAUCAGAUGCCGGAGCCACGGUGGGUGAUCUCGAUGGGCAGCUGUGCCAACGGAGGCGGCUACUACCAUUACUCUUACUCUGUCGUGAGGGGCUGUGAUAGAGUUAUCCCUGUCGAUAUCUAUGUACCGGGUUGUCCCCCCACGGCAGAAGCCUUGCUGUACGGAGUAUUGCAGCUGCAGAAAAAGGUCAAGCGCAUGAGCACAUUGCAGAUGUGGUACAGGAAAUAGGACAACAACAACCAUCUUCUUUUGUUUCAUGUUUUCUUGUGCACAUGGGUUUUUAGAAAUUUGACAAAAAUUUUAAAUUAAAUAUCAGGAGUCGCACCUCAACACUCUGUUUGUCAAAAUUGUGCGGCUAUGUGAAGAAAUGAGGACAUUUUCUUGAGAGUUUGUGGGAAUUUAUUCCGUCCUAACUAAAAAGAUUUUAGCUGAAGAUGAAUACAGUUCUUGCGCUAUGAGAUUAAUGCAAUGUCAAUUUGCUGUGUUUAUUUCGAAAUGGGGAUGCCUCACGAUAACUUGAUCUUUUUA